Trichoderma asperellum CBS 433.97 is the source of this 1842-nucleotide messenger RNA. RefSeq lists its product as uncharacterized. The record is from RefSeq and is a predicted model, not a curated record. Gene Ontology annotation, biological process: regulation of DNA-templated transcription. NCBI's taxonomy places the organism in Eukaryota, Fungi, Ascomycota, Sordariomycetes, Hypocreales, Hypocreaceae. Gene Ontology annotation, molecular function: DNA-binding transcription factor activity, RNA polymerase II-specific; zinc ion binding.
AUGUCCGCAGCGUCGUCAAAUGGCGGUAGUGUCUCGCCCCGUCAGGCGCCCACCCCCAAGAACGUCGCAUUUGAGCUGCUGUUCCUUGAAUCGCCUCAAUACCGUGCGCGCUUGCCCAUGCGAGUGCAAAUUUAUCCUCAUGACACCACGGACUCGAUUGUUACAACCGUCAAGAACUUCUACGGCUUGUAUUCGGGUCCGACCGGGUCAAAAGGCGUCAGCUUUGAGGACGAACUCGGCAACACCCUGAUUGCGCGAUAUGAAAAUUUCCGCAACAACAUGAUUGUGUAUGUUCGAGUGAUUGAAGAAGCGCCCAUGGCUGCUCUGGAAUCACAUCACUAUCGAAGCCUUCAUAUGGGCGCCGAUUCCUACUAUGGGGGUGAAGGAUAUGCUCUCCCUCAGCGCUUCGGCCCUGAGAUGGCCCAGUCACCUCAAAGACGGAGUCCCUCGCCUUAUGCGUCGCGGGGACGAAGAAGUGACUCUACCAGCACCAAGGGUCGCUCUCGGUCUACCAAGAGCCGGGCCCUUCACAAUCAUGCCGAUGCCUACGCUGACAGCACGAACGGCUACAGCAGCGGUGAUGGCGGCGCCCCAAGCACUACGUCCGCCAGGACCAAGGAGCAGCUUGGGACAACCGACAUUAGUGUUGAGAACAUUGUCGAGGGUGGCCGACGAAAGAGGGCCAAAUUCGAGAGCUCUGAACUGCCAUUAUUCGCACCGCCUCAGAUGCCCGCCGCUACUUCGAACCCAUCCGUAUCGCCCGCCCGUCGAGCCGAUCAUCACAGACACUCUAUCUCUUAUAUACAAACUGGCCAGAACCCGUUUAUAAACCCACGCCCGCUUCACUCUCCGCAAAGUUAUGGUAGUGGGCAUGGGCAGAUGAACAUGUACUCUACCCCUGUUGCCAGCGACCGCCGCGGUCGGGGUAGCAUCUCCUAUGGCAGCCACGGCAUGGCUCAUGGCAUGGGCAUCCUCCCAACUCCCGACCCCACUGUCGGAAGCUGCAUGUCAGAAGAAGACAAGGAUGUCGCCAUUCAGCUCAUGCGACUGGGUGAGAUGUCCAACAUUUCUCACGGUCGGACAUCCGCAUCAACUUUGGACGAUACAUUUAGCGGUCGAGCGGACGCCGCAUCCUCCACUGGCGCCACUAGUGAAGGCGAAAGCGACAGUGACGUUGAGCUCCCGCUAUCUCGCCGCCAAAAGCCGAAUUCGAAUGGAAUAUCCAAGCAGAUCUACCAGACUACCGAAUCGCACUUCAUGCCGCCCAUUGAUAGUGCCGAAGCUAGCGGUGAAGACGCCGACUACGAGGAUGGUUCAGACAUUCGGGCCAAGCCGGCUCAAAACAAGUCGACAAAGAACAAGUCGACUCCGACUACCGCACCCAAGGCGGUGUCUUCAAAAGUCAAAGCACCACGUGCUAUCAAUGGCAACAAGACCAAGAAGCCGGUCGUUGUCCCCGUGUCUAACGGCCCCAUCUCCCCGGCAGCUUCCAGCACUCAUUCCAGGAAGCAGUCGGUGGUGUCUAUUGGACAUGUGGCUCAAGCAGGCGAGGAAGAUCAGCCUGAUCUCUCCACCAAGCCGCGCUGCCAGCGCUGCAGGAAAAGCAAGAAGGGUUGUGAUCGCCAACGACCUUGUGGCCGCUGCCGCGACGCUGGCCUCUCAGCAGACCAAUGCAUCAGCGAAGAUGAAGGCAACGGCCGGAAAGGCCGCUAUGGGCGCCACAUGGGAGUGCCACUGAAGAAGGACGAGAUUGCGCUUGCAUCCCAGCCCGCUCUUUUGCCCGCCGCGCCCAUUGCUGCCAAUACAAUGACCACUGACAAGGCUAAAAAGCGCAAGCGGUAG